Gracilinanus agilis (Agile Gracile Mouse Opossum) is the source of this 1749-nucleotide messenger RNA. RefSeq names its product adhesion G protein-coupled receptor G5 (gene ADGRG5). Gene Ontology annotation, molecular function: G protein-coupled receptor activity. Gene Ontology annotation, cellular component: membrane. Bases 1 to 1749 code for a protein of 582 amino acids. The record is from RefSeq and is a predicted model, not a curated record. Gene Ontology annotation, biological process: adenylate cyclase-activating G protein-coupled receptor signaling pathway; cell surface receptor signaling pathway. Lineage: Eukaryota; Metazoa; Chordata; Mammalia; Didelphimorphia; Didelphidae. The transcript is spliced from 12 exons.
AUGAGUCAAACAGGGAGUCUACAGGUGUGGUGCCAGCUCUGGGGCUGUGGGCCAAGGAUGCUUCCUAGGAAGAUCUUGUUCCUGUGCCUUCUGGCUGACUGGGGCUGGGCUUGUAUAGAUCCCCAAAGGCCAAUUGAAGAUGUGGAGCAUUACAUGAGGAAUCUGACAACUAAUACCUCCAGUCAGAGAUUGCAGAGCCUUCUAGAUAAACAAAGAGCUAUCCACAAAUUGGAGGCUAAGCUGAAGGAAAUCACCUUCUCCACAGAGAAUGUCACCAUCGAAGUCGAAGCCAUCCAGGCUCUGGUCUACAAGCUCACCUGUAACUUCUCCGGGUUGACCAUCAACAGUUCAUACUUAGAGAAGGCCAAAACCAGGCACUUCAUGCAGUUCCCUACUGAGCUGACUCAGCACGCCUGCAAAGCAAACCAGAAGCUGCGGUUAAUCUGUAUCUACUUCAACAUGAACGAUUUCUUCCAGGAUGAUGACAACAGUCUUCUGCUCAACAAUAACAUCCUAGGAGCCAGCUUGGUGAACCAUAGUGUGUCCAACUUGAAGCAGAAUGUGAACAUCAGCUUUUGGCACAAUGAAAGCCUGGACAGAUAUGAUUUGACGUGUGUCUUUUGGAAAGAAGGAGCAGGAAAAAUUAGUUGGGGGGCCUGGAGCAGUGAGGGAUGCAAGACUGUCCUGGAGGCACCAUAUCAGGUCAUAUGCCACUGUGAUCACCUCACUUACUUUGCUGUCCUCAUGAAACUCUCAUCAACCAAGAUUAGCAAGGAGCUAUUGGACCCACUUAACUACAUUUCCAUUGUGGGCUGUAGCCUGUCCAUUGUGGCUUCUCUAUUCACCAUCCUAUUCCAUCUUUAUUCCAGGAAGAAGAAUGAUUCCACAACACAUAUCCACAUGAAUCUCCAUGUGUCUGUCAUCCUCUUGAAUGUCACCUUCUUGCUAAGCCCUUUCCUGACCUCACUGUCAGUAGGGUGUGUAGCCAUAGCUGCCCUGCUGCAUUAUUCCCUGCUCAGCUGCCUCACCUGGAUGGUCAUUGAGGGCUUCAACCUCUACAUGCUCCUUGUCCGAGUUUAUAACAUCUACAUCCGAAGAUACAUCCUCAAACUCUGUGCCCUGGGUUGGGGGCUUCCUGCCAUCAUAGUGGUGUUCCUUCUCCUUGUGAAAACUUCUGCAUAUGGAUACUAUGAAAUUCAAAUACAGAACAGCCUGCAGAAUGAUACCAGCCCUCAGAAUGCUUCCAUGUGCUGGAUCAAAUCAAGGGAAAUCCAUUGGGUCUUUGUCAUGGGCUAUGUAGGUAUCACAACCCUCUUCAACCUGGUCAUCCUCAUCUGGGCAGUAAAGAUGCUCCGGGGCCUGCGUUCUCGGGAGAAGUGGGAAUCACGACCCUGCCAAGACAUCACCACUGUCUUGGGUUUGAGUGUGCUGCUGGGGAUCACCUGGACCCUGGCCUUCUUCUCAUUCCAUCCCAUCCUGUUGCCUCAGCUCUUCCUUUUCACGAUCUUCAACUCUUUCUAUGGUUUCUUCCUCUUCCUGUGGUUCUGUGCUCAGAAGCGACACUCUAAUUUGGAGGCCGAAACCUCCAGUUCUUCACAGAUGGCACGGACAGGGCCUCAGAACCACAAUUCUUCUAAGAGAUGUCCACAACCUUCCUCUCUCACCUGUUUAUUCAGGCCUUUCCAUCCACAAGGCAUAAGUCACCAAGAUGGUGAGGUGGAAAAGGAUAUGGAAUGUCCAGGGACAUAA